Messenger RNA from Camarhynchus parvulus, 2515 nucleotides. RefSeq names its product potassium two pore domain channel subfamily K member 10 (gene KCNK10). Gene Ontology annotation, biological process: stabilization of membrane potential; potassium ion transmembrane transport. NCBI's taxonomy places the organism in Eukaryota, Metazoa, Chordata, Aves, Passeriformes, Thraupidae. Bases 175 to 1785 code for a protein of 536 amino acids. Gene Ontology annotation, molecular function: potassium ion leak channel activity. The record is from RefSeq and is a predicted model, not a curated record. Gene Ontology annotation, cellular component: membrane. The transcript has 8 exons.
CUCCUCCUCCUUUUCUUCCUGCUCCGGCUCUCCUGGGCGAGCCAGGCUGCAGCUGCAUUGAGCCGGGGUGGUCCCAGCCUCGCCCCUGCCUCGCCCCAGCCGCGCUGCUGCGGCUCCCGCCCCAUGGCUGACUUUUGCUACCCCUCUAGAGCCCGGGGCUGAGCUGAGGAAGCGAUGAAAUUUCCAAUUGAGACUCCAAGAAAACAGGUGAACUGGGAUCCUCAAGCGGCUGCUCCCCCAGCAGUGAGGGCUCGUGAGCCUGAGCCCAAAACUGUCAGGCCUUAUCCAUCUUCACAAUUCACCGUUUCCACCCAAGCCGCUGUUGUUGCUGCCAUGGAAAGCACUUCUCAAGGCCGGCAGAAAGUGAUGGAUUGGAGAGCAGUGGUGGCCAUCUUUAUCGUGGUGGUAGUUUACCUGGUGACGGGAGGACUCGUCUUCCGUGCCCUGGAGCAGCCCUUUGAGAGCAGGCAGAAGAACACCAUCGCGUCAGAGAAGGCUGAGUUUCUUCGGGAGCACCUUUGUGUCACUGAGCUAGAGCUGGAGACACUCAUUCAGCGUGCUGUUGAUGCUGAUAACUCAGGAGUCAGUCCCGUUGGAAAUUACUCUAACAAAAGCAGUCACUGGGACCUUGGAGGUGCCUUUUUCUUUGCUGGAACAGUCAUCACUACUAUAGGGUAUGGGAAGAUUGCCCCAAGAACUGUUGGUGGCAAGGUUUUCUGCAUCUUGUAUGCCCUAUUUGGGAUUCCACUGUUUGGGUUCUUGCUGGCUGGGAUUGGAGACCAACUUGGAACCAUCUUUGGGAAGAGUAUUGCAAGGGUGGAAACGGUUUUCAGAAAUAAACAAGUGAGUCAAACAAAGAUCCGGGUGAUCUCCACCAUCGCAUUCAUCCUGGCAGGCUGCAUUGUCUUUGUGACCAUUCCUGCAUUUAUCUUCAAACACAUCGAGGGAUGGACAGCCUUGGAGUCCAUUUACUUUGUAGUUGUCACUCUGACCACUAUUGGCUUCGGUGACUUUGUAGCAGGAGGAGAUGCUGACAUCGCGUACAUGGAGUGGUAUAAACCCUUGGUGUGGUUCUGGAUCCUUGUUGGCCUUGCCUACUUUGCUGCCGUUCUGAGUAUGAUUGGAGACUGGUUAAGAGUCCUGUCCAGGAAGACACAAGAAGAGGUUGGAGAAAUAAAAGCCCACGCAGCAGAGUGGAAAGCAAACGUGACGGCCGAGUUCAGAGAGACACGGCGGCGGCUCAGUGUGGAGAUCCACGACAAGCUGCAGCGCGCAGCCACCAUCCGGAGCAUGGAGCGCCGGCGCCUGGGCCUGGAGCAGCGGGCGCACUCCUUGGACAUGCUCUCUCCGGAGAAGCGCUCCGUCUUUGCAACCUUGGAGACAGGACGCUUCAAGGCCUCCUCUCAGGAAAGCAUCAACAACAGGCCCAACAACCUGCGCCUGAAAGGGUCAGAUAAGCUCAACAAGCACGGCCAGGGGGCAUCUGAGGACAACAUCAUCAACAAAUUUGGAUCGUCCGCUAAAAUGACAAAAAGGAAAAACAAAGACGUCAAAAAGGCCAUGCCUGAGGAUAUGCACAAAAUUUAUGAGACCUUCAGAAACUAUUCUGAUAGAAUACUGGAUGAAGAAAAAAAGGAAGAGGAGACUGAGAAGAUGUGUAAUUCCAAGAAUACUUCUAGCACUGCAGUUCUGACCGACUGUAUCCAGCAGCACUCAGACCUGGAAAAUGGAGUGAUUCCCAAUGAAGCCAAAGAAAGGAAGCAGAAAAACAAAGUGGUACUUUAAGACAGAAGUUAAAUGUAAAAGAUGUUUGACUUGAACUAACAAUGUUGGUGUUUUUAUAUACAUAUAUAUUGAGACACGUGCCUUAUACAGACUCCUUAUUCAGUCUGAAUUAUAUAGCAUCCAAGAAUAUUUCACUGUGCCAUAAAGACUCAAGCUUGCUCUGCCAAAACAAAUCAGGAACACAGCACUGCAGAAUGGCAACAGAAAGCUACGCACAUGGAAAUUUCAGCCUGUAUAAGAUUACCAGGGCAAGACACAAAGGAAGGGCUUGGACCAUGGCAGUAUCACCAGAGGGCUCCUACCAUGGUGUGAUAUUAGACAAAGGGCAGCUAUGCAAGAAGGGCCUAUGAAAGGGAUGAAAAACAAUGUAUCUUUGUAAUGGAGUAUGCAUCCAUAAAGCCUUUCCCUGGUGAUUAAAAAAAGGAGAAAUAAUUGGAGUGAACUAGACACUUUCAGUAAGGCUUAGUUUACGUUUUGGCACGUGAUCCAAGCUAGAUUUUUUUUUCCUAUACUGGAGUCAGAUGCAUUACCUUUCUAAAUGCCAAAAGAAUGUCCAUGGACACAGCUAGCAGCUGAAUGCUGGUUGGAAAAUCAACAUAGACAUAAGUAAGGGUUGGAUUGCUCUUUUCAGUAAAAAAAAAAAAAAAAAAAAAAAAAAAAAAAAAAAGCAAAAACAAAACAAAAAAACUCUGUGGGUAUUUAUCUUAAGCAAUGAAAAAAAAACCAAAAA